This is a messenger RNA of Lethenteron reissneri (Far Eastern brook lamprey), 3979 nucleotides long. RefSeq names its product chromosome 43 C1orf232 homolog (gene C43H1orf232). Lineage: Eukaryota; Metazoa; Chordata; Hyperoartia; Petromyzontiformes; Petromyzontidae. Gene Ontology annotation, cellular component: nucleus; cytosol. The record is from RefSeq and is a predicted model, not a curated record. Gene Ontology annotation, biological process: spermatogenesis.
GCGAGACUGUUGAGGGCUGCGUGGUCAUUAUUAAUGCGCAGGGGGGGUCUGGCCGCGAGCUGAAUUACAGGAAAGCAAAGUGAAAAAUUAAAGGAAGGAAAAGAAUAGCGGGCCCGCUUGCGAGCCCCAGAGAGAUGUGACGCAAGCAGCGGAAUUAUGAAAUUGUUCGCGUAGAGAGAAGAAGAAUAAUAAGAAUAAGAACGAGGAGUGCGCGACAUCUCCCUCCUCGCGAGCCAAUUCUCUGCCAGGAUUCGACACGUCGCAAAGCCCCACAAGGGGCUUGCCCGCGUCCCCUGGUUUUUGCCCGAGCCAGCGAGCGCACCCUGCAAUUGGCAAUUCCGUCCGCAAUUAGCACCUGUCAGAGGGUGACAGACGAUACGAUGACCCAGGGAUUCUGGAACUCGUACAAAAGCAAGAUCGCAAGGGUCUUGUCCGAGAAUGAGGACAGCAUGGAAGAGAACGAACCUCCUCCUCCUCCCGAGAAGGUCAACGACGGGAAGCUCCUGGAGGACGUGUCCACCUCGGUCACUCAGCUCGCCUCGAAGGUGCACGGGGUGAGCGUGCGUGGAUGGAAGGACGUCACCUCGCUCUUCUCGCCCAAAUACGGAGACCACGAACGGCUGACGGAGAACGAGGAGCCAGAAUCCACGCGCGUCGACGAGAGGGAAGAGGAGCGGCCGCCGGUGAAGGAGGAAGAGGAGGAGGAGAGACCCAGCGAGAAGCCCGACUUCUGGGGCGCGCUGCUCAAGCGGCAGAGCAGCGUCACGCGCUCCACCCAGGCCGCCAGCCCCUUCCCGGGCUGGGGGCCGCAGCUGAACGCCGGCGGCGCGGGCCUCUGCGGUGACCACGGCGGCACAGAGGUCGCGGCCGCGGGGGGGCAGCCCAGCGAGGGGGCACUAGCGGAGUCUGCGGGCAGGGCGGGCGAGCACAGAGACCAGCCACCAGCGUCCGGACUCAAGGCCCUGAAGGCGACGCUGUUUUCUCACCGCCUGGGCGACCACGAGCGACUCACGAACAACGAGGGCCCACAGGCCACCGCGAUCGCGGACGAUCACUCGGAGAAGGCCGAGAAGGGCGACUUCUGGGGGACCUUUCUGCGCAAGCACCUCAGCCCCGUGCGACCGCCCGCCAGCCCCUUCGCCGACUGGGGUGGGGGUCCUUCCGUCGCCAACGAGGCCGAUGCCGACGACGCCGCCGCCGCAGAAACCGUCCCCACGGACGCCGCCCUCGGGGACCAGGGCGAGCUGCAGGGUUCGUUCGGGGCGUCCGGCGGACAGUCGGACGCACUCGAGCAAUCGUUCAGCUGAGCGAUUGUGGCGAGAGGAAACACCUGGGGGGGCAGAGGGGGGGGGGCACACGGGGAAUUGAGAAAUGUCCUGAGGAAGAGACCGGUGGCGUCGCUAGGUUAAAGCAAAAGCAAGCGAAAGCUGAGCGCCCCCAAGCAGCUCAAGGAGUUAAUACAAAAUAUACAUAAAUAAAAACUUGCGUCGGGUGGUGGAGGGUCUUACGACAGAAAUGUUGCCAGAUCAUUUAUGUGGCCCAAUCCAAAGAAAACAAUCAAUCUGUUAUCGAUACAAAAAAGUGUGCACUAAAUUUCAGCCUGGGUUCAAAUGCUGAUAUAGUAAUUGGGUGAAACACACUUGCUGUAUUGCCAUCUUCUGGCCACGUUGCAGCUCAGCAGGAUUGAGAGAUUCACAAAGCAGUAGUGGUCCACCAACCCUGGCCUCCAAAGUGAUGGAUUACUGGCAUACACCACCACACUUGGCUCAAUGACAACGUAAGCCAACACAUUGAUAAAAUGUUACUUAGAUGUUGUUGUUGUUUUGGUUUUCGACGGAAUUUAAACUACUUAAGAAGUUGGGCAAAGCCAUAAGUCACUGCGCUACAUUUCUGCAGCAACAUUCGACGUCACCGCUAUCCUCAGCAUGGUUUUCAACUCCCCCGUGCUGGUUACAUCGUGUGUGAGAAUUAUCAUGAAAAAAUGCGCUUAUAAUUGACAUCAUCAUCAUAGUAUCAGCUUAUUAUUUCAUACAUAGCAAUUUGUUAAUACUCUAGCUUAAAUGUUGAAGUGCAUAAACUAUGCAAAAGGCAUCAAUUUCCGGUACAAUUUUUUUCCUGUAUUUUUAAAACCAACGCUGGGGGUGCGUCUGAAAGUCCACCACGUGGCCUCGAUUGCCAGGACAGCCGCUUCAACCUUUCACACGAGUGACCAGAUUAGAAUACACUUGAUCAAUUACAGUCAACAGCGUCAUUGCCACCACACAGCCCCUUCCACCACCGCCGUAUUUUCCAAGACACAAGCUUUACUUGCUUUUGGCAGCAUCCGCUCCACACCUCACCACUUGAUGUGUGACACCCCUGUUUCCCACUCUCUCGCAUUGUCCGUGUUUUUGCGAGAUUGAUUGGGGGGGUUUUUUCUCCUCCUUUUCAAAACGAUACCAAAGUUUGUUGUGAGUCUUAAUUUCCGGCAUCUCUUAUAAUCUAGAGAAUGUGGUUAUGUAAAUUAUUGAUGUUAUUUAACCAGGCGAGAGCCCGGGGAAGAGUUGUUAUCGCCAAUGCGAUAGGAGAUGAGAACGGUGAAAACGGUUGGGCUACGUACGGUGCGAAAGAAGUUCAACGUACAUACAAAUAAGGGAACUGGCAGUUGAGAGGUGAGUGAUUAUGGAGUUUGAUAGUGGUAUAUUGACUAUCAUUUGGUAUGCAGUUAUGUGUGUGUGUGAAAUCGACUUGUGUUGCUGAAACAGCAGAAAACGUACGAAUCCCAGAUACAUCUGGAUACAAUCCAGACUCGCAAGAUCUGGGUCCCAGUGCCUUGCAUAAGUUUCCUUAAACCAGUGGUUUUUAACCUUUACUGCAGCCUUGCACCCCUUUGGUUCUGAAUCGUUAAAAAAAACAUUGUAUCAUGUUAAUAAAUACACAGGGGUUUGAUAAGACAAAGUAAGUUGUACUUACAUGCCCGUGCUCGAUUUGUGUUUUCGAUGAUUUACCUUCGAAAAAAAUCCGGCCACGUCUCGCACCCUCCAGAACAGGCAUCUCGCACCCCCAGGGGGUGCAGGGGGGUGCACCCCAGCUUAAGACGAAGAACCACUGCCUUGGAUGAAGAAUCACUUUCUGCAAUCGUGAUUUCUCUCUCUCGUGACAAUUAAGUGACGUGUGCUGUGAGUGAGUGGUCCGAGUAGUGAAACGAAUCACGGCGGGACUUUGUACCACGAAUUUUUACCAGAUUCAUGGGAACAUUGAAAGGCUUAUGAGAAGUGAACACGUUGCGAGCGUUUUGUUGCUGCACGAUCACUAUUUCAGUGCACUACGAUGUCAAAUUGGGGCCUAUCGCAAGGCAGUUCGGCAUGGUCCUUCGACAGACAGCACGAGAUGAACACGAUUGACACUUUCAUCACGUCACGCCACCGACUUUCCGAUCACGCCCUCAUACGAAGGAGCGGCGCUGACGUGUGGUUAUUGUACAUUUGUAACACUUGCACUAAAGGAGGAGGACGUGGUGGUGGUGGUGAUGAUGAUGAGACACGGGGCAUGUUACACGGUGGUGGAGAUGGCUUUCACGGUAAAGUAUCGAACACUGAAUGCGCUUUGACCACGUUGAGCAGUCGUGCCACGCGGUUGACAUGGCCACUGGGUGCAAGGAUCGUGAUGUGGGGGGGGGGGGGGGGUUCCCUGUCCAAUUUCCCACCUUUCCGUAGUCCGGCUCCUGCCCUACUGUGGCUAGUGAGCCCCGAUGUGCAGUUGCACCGCCUGCACACUUACACCACUGGCUCCACUCGUGCCUUCACCUGCGGUGGCACCAACGUGUACCCUGACCUAUGAACCCUCUACCGUGUCGUCCUGUUCUUCAGAAGUUAAUUUGAUUUCUCCUUCAGUGGAGCCAGAUGAUGUAAAUGUCGUGCUGGUGUCUGCCGUUACGGUGAGUGCUGCGUCAAGGUGUGCCUGUGGUGGUGUGUUACUGAUUAAACUUCUAUGCAGUUGG